Messenger RNA from Electrophorus electricus (electric eel), 3054 nucleotides. NCBI's taxonomy places the organism in Eukaryota, Metazoa, Chordata, Actinopteri, Gymnotiformes, Gymnotidae. The record is from RefSeq and is a predicted model, not a curated record.
AUGGUGCUCCACACAGUUAUCCAGGCAGCACGGGAGGGGGAUGUGGAGGCUCUAAGAGCACUGCUCGAGUCGAACGGCCUCAGCCCCACUAUCACUGAUGCCCAGGGUGCCACGCCCGUUCACCACGCUGCCCGCUGUGGCCAACUCUGCUGUCUGUGCUUUCUGGUGGGCGAGGCCCACCUCUCCAUCCAUGCCCGCACCAGGAAUGGGGCCACGGCUGCCCACGAUGCCGCUGCCACGGGGCACACCCGGGAACUGAAGUGGCUCCUGGGACACAGGGGCUGCAGGCUUGAGGAUCAGGACGGGGAAGGAGCAACUGCCCUGCACUUGGCAGCGAGGUUUGGUCACACUGACACCAUGCGGUGGUUACUGUCUGUAGGGGGCAGCACCGAGCUCGAGACGCACUGCAAUGCACUUCCAGUCCACUACGCUGCUGCCAGUGGAAAUCUCACCUGUGUCAAAUUGCUUCUGGCCCAUUCUCCAUGGUGUGUGGACCAUCAGAUGGCUACCGGGGCCACACCCCUGUACCUGGCCUGCCAAGAGGGGCACCUGCAUGUGGUGGAGUACCUGGUGAAAGAUUGCGGCUCAGAUGUGCGUCUGAGGACACGAGACGGCAUGAGUGUCCUCCACGCCGCGACCCACAUGGGCCACCAUGCCCUGGUCGUCUGGCUGGCGUCCUUCACUGAUAUAGAUCUGUCAUGUCAGGACGAGAACGGUGCCACUGUCCUGCACUUCGCUGCCAGCGAGGGGCACCAUCGCAUCCUGGAACGACUGUUGCUGAUGGGUGCCAAGGUCCUGCGGGACCGCUGGGGCGGGACCCCCCUGCACGAUGCUGCAGAAAACGGAGAAAUGGAGUGCUGCAGCGUUCUGCUGGCCAAUCACGUCAGCCCGGUGGAGAAGGACGCGGAUGGUUUCAGCGCGGUGGACCUCGCAGAGUACCACGGCCAUGGCGACUGCGCCAUGCUACUCUGCUCUGCUCAGCUUCAAGGUUCAGUGGACAGUGUCCUUUCAUCAGACAUUAUUUUCAAAGAAGAGGAAAGGGCUCUGUUUGGUACUGCCGAUCACCUCCAAAAGGUCCCAGACAAGUCCAGUGGAACAAGCACAAGGGCUCCGAUGGACAAGAGUGAGCAUGGGCAGUUGCUGAAGGAGGAGCCACCCCAACUCUGCCCCACCCCAGCGUGCCCUGACUCCUCCUCUCCACGCUCCAUCAGAACUGCAGCCACCUCCUUUCAAAAUGUACAAAUGGCUUCUGCAGCUGUGUCCUCUUUCACCACAAGGAGGCACCCUGAGGAGAAUGAGGCACCAAUGCCUCAGACAAAGUCCCCAAGGUUGUGGAGACAUGCGGGAAUUUCGGCAGUCUUCACUGGACAUGCAAUAAAUAAAAGAGAAAUGAAAAUGGCUGACCUGAUGGAGGAGGUAAAUUUUGCUGACAUUGACUCACUGGUUCCCACCUACGAUGAGCACGGAAGACCCAUUCCUGAGUGGAAACGGCAGGUGCUGGUGCGGAAGCUCCAGGCACGGCUACAGGAUGAGGAUGAUCAACAGCGAAAGGUAAAUAUUGCUAAAGACAAAUAUAUGGAUUGCUGGAGGUACUCAAAGGUACACAAUGCCAUAUUGGGUCCCUUUGGUGAGUUGUUAACAGAGGAUGAUUUGGUGUACUUGGAAGGACAGAUUGAGACUGUGUCCCUUCAGAAGAAGUGUCAGGCCUAUGAGCUGGAGUUGGCCCGUCUGGUCGAGGAGCUCCAAGUUGUCCUCCCUGCUCCCAUUGUCAACAUCUCCAUCAACACUCACUUCCAGCAGCAGCCAAACACGGCAGACUCUCUCGCUCUGCCCAUGUGGUGCAGCCGCAUCUCGGGGGUGGUAAAGAGCAUGUCUCUGCUUCUGAGCAACCUCAAGGGCAGAGACAGUGAGGGUGGUGAGUGCAAAAUGCCCAGCACAGAACUGACAUCGGUCUUCACCACGCAGCCAGAAAAACAAACCUCUGUCAAGGGCAGCAGAGAAACAGUGGAAAUGGAGAUCCAGCUAUCUGGAGUUUCAGUGAGAAAUUUAAGGUCUAAUUUUGAGAGUCAGAUAGGAAAUAUCUACCCAUUCUCUGGAAUGUUAAACAAUGCAUCUAGGGCUAAUACAAAGCAACAAAACAUGUCUAACUUCCCACCAGGACAUGAGCCAGAAGUAAGUGCUAUCCAAGACCUGAAUCUCAUUAAUGACAGCAGCAUUACAUGCAAGUUCAAUGAGAGCAAGGAAGCAGCUAAAGUUAAAGAAACCACAGGCUUGCGUAAAGAGCGAAUUGUUGUCCUGUUCUUGAGCCACUGGAAAAAGUCUGCCUAUGCUAUGUCUGUGAGAGCCAAACUGAGACAAGAUCUCAACACACAGAGCUCAGCAGAGAACCAUGGUGUGACACUCCCAGUUCCUCAUCCAAAGAAUGGCUCAUUGUAUCACCUCUACAGGCAAAGGACCACCAUAGACAAAAUGAUUUGCAACUGGAGGGCCAUCAUUGCCAGGGUUCCUUCACGCCAGAUCCAUAGCCUCCAAAGAAAGCGGGUCACCUACUCCCCUGAGCAGUUUCUCCCACGAGUGGAUGGUGCAACUGUGCCUUACGACAGCCUGACCCUGGAACUCUUCAUGCUGGGCUACUUCCACAUCCUGGAGCAGGACCUGCCAUCUGAGGAGCGAAAGAUGAGGCACUUGCUCUGCUUUGAAGUGUUUGACCACCUAGGGGCUUUCUCCUGGGAGAUGGUGAGGGACUUCCAUCGGGCUGUGCUGAGAGAUAUCGAGGCUGGCAACCGGGAGUGGGGUGAUGGCUUUGAAGAUAUCAAGACUCAGUUCUUUGGGACAAGAGGAAACGUUCCAUCCCCCAAGGCCCCAGAUGACCCUGCAGUUAUGGCAGUCCCCAGAGUCAUUGAAAAGAAUGCUGUGCAAGAUGAGAGGGCCCACAGCACAGGUGGGAAGACAGACUUCUCAUAUAUCGCUAACAAUGAAAUGUGCAAAUACAUAGACCGUAGCUUUGCAUUCUGGAAGGAAAAAGAAGCUGAGCUGUUUGACUUUGAACGAUAG